AUUAGUGAUAUUUUAACUAUUUCUAUAUUUCAAACUGUGGUUUGGUUUCCUGGCCGGAGAGCUGUCAUGGUUUCCCGAGCUUCCUUGAACGCAUCAAAAGCACCGAGCAGAGCGGACGUGCAUGAUGCUCAUCAAAGCCUGAUGGCACCAAGGUUGUUUUUUUCAAUUAUACCCUCGGGGUGGGUAUACCGUCGCCACGUUUUGUGGCUUGUCACUUCCGGGGGAGCCUCGGGCGAAUUAGCCCAUCAUAUCGCCGGUGGAAGAAGUUAGGCGGCCUCAAUGCUCCGUGCAGGCAGGAUGGAGGAGUUUGUCACGGAUGAAGAGGAGCCGUGGUACGACCAGCGUGACCUGGAGCAAGACUUGCACUUGGCAGCGGAGCUCGGCAAAACCCUCCUGGAGCGCAACAAGGAGCUGGAGGAUUCCCUUCAGCAGAUGUACAUCAACAAUGAGGAGCAGGUGCACGAGAUAGAGUACCUGUCCAAGCAGCUGGAGAUGUUAAGGGAGAUGAACGAGCAGCAUGCAAAGGUGUACGAGCAGCUGGACGUGACUGCCCGAGAGUUGGAGAUCACCAAUGAGAAGCUGGUGCUGGAGAGCAAGGCCUCGCAGCAGAAAAUAGACCGGUUGACGGGCACCAUGGAGACCUUGCAUGGUCAGGUGGACUGUCUGACCGCACGAGUGGAGGAGCUGAGAACUCUGGAGGAGCUGAGGGUCCUCCGAGAGAAGAAGGAACGCCGCAAGACGGUCCACUCGUUCCCUUGCCUUAAAGAACUCUGCACUGCACCAAGAUAUGAGGACGGUUUCCUGUUGGCAAACCCGGGCAGCGUGGACUUCGCCGAGAGACAGCCAGCGGAAGAGGAGAACGAGCGCCUGAGAGACAUCGUGACGUCGCUGCGUGCCGCCAUGUCUGCGGAACGCUCCAAAAGGGAGGGUGCCGAGCGGGAGUGCGCCGCCGUGCUGCAGGAGUUUUUACGUCUUGAGCAGCGUCUCCUCGGCGCCGAGGGCUGCCAGCUACGGGUUCAGGAGCUGGAGGCGGAGCUCCAGGAGAUGCAGCUGCUGAGGAAGUCCAGGGUGUGUCUGAUGGAGGAGGGCAUGGAGACGCUGCUCGGCAACGGCCCAGAGACUGACACGCCCGAUGAAGGCGCGGCUCUGGACGGCGGUGCCGAAGGAGGCGAUGCGGGAGGACCCGUGAGGAAAAGCUGCAGCGAUACGGCCCUGAACGCCAUCAAGGCCCGCGACCCCCCAGGGAGGCGUCAGACGGGCCACAAACGAGGCAUGUCCAUCCUGAGCGAGGUGGACGAGCAGUACCACUCCCUGCUGGAGAAGUACGAGGAGCUGCUGGGAAAGUGCCGGCGUCACGAAGAGAGCCUGUGCCAUGCCGAGGUGCAGACGUCAAGGCCCGUGUCAAGGGAUCCUUCCAUGAAGGAGUACAGUAUGGUCUCCGCAGGGGCCUCGGGGGCAGCAGCAGCAACAGCGGAGGAGGUCAGGGCCCCACUCACACCUCCCCACACCCCCUCCACACCAGAGGCCAUGGAGGGCAUCAGCAGGCAGGUGGAGCAAGUAGACAAACGGCUGAGCCAGAACACGCCCGAGUACAAAGCUCUCUUCAAGGAGAUCUUCUCCCGCUUGCAGAAGACCAAGAGCGACAUAAACACCAGCAAGAGCAGAAAGAGCAACAAGUGAGCGCUUAUUACGUCACGUAUUGAAAAUGCAGCACUCUCUUAAAAAGCAGGUGGAUUGAAAUAAGCUUUUAAUCCUCCUAGCGCCCGAGGUGUGUUUAUUUCUUAAUCAUGCCCCGCCCCCUUAUGAAUUGCCAAACUGUACAGUGCCGAGGCUCAUUUUUCCCUCCAGCAUGCCUUGCAGGAUGAAUGAACACACUGUCCCUUUUGUGUAAAUUAAAAGAAAUGCAUUGA
Molecule: messenger RNA, 1910 nt
Organism: Dunckerocampus dactyliophorus (ringed pipefish)
Lineage: Eukaryota; Metazoa; Chordata; Actinopteri; Syngnathiformes; Syngnathidae
Gene: cdr2l
Product: cerebellar degeneration-related protein 2-like
Exons: 6
Coding region: 280-1680 (466 amino acids)
Source: RefSeq, a predicted model, not a curated record